AUGUCAUUCUCUUGGUCCAGCACAUUCCUCGUUGGGACAGCUACAACGUUCUCUCAAGGUGACAAGAUUAUCCUCCCACAAACAGCUCUCGAAUCUAUCAUACAAGCCCAUGCCUCUGCACCUUCUUCUUAUCCAUCAGACCAAACCGAUUCAACCUAUGACCCUACUUCCUGGGAGAAUCCUCCCAGCUACUAUAAUAACAAUAACAUAAGCAAGAAACAGGACUUGCCAUCCCCGCUCACUUUUCAGAUCCGUAACCCUGCGAAUCGAUUAUUAACCCAUGGAGGCGUUCGAGAGUUCUCUGCCUUGGAUAAUCAAGUUCAUUUACCUCUCUGGAUGAUGAAUUCCUUAUCAGUGUCUGAAGGGGAUCAAGUUAUGAUCAAAUAUCUCCUGUUACCAAAGGGAACUUGGGCUAAAUUUCGACCCCUGACAACCGAUUUCUUUUCAGAAGUUUUAGAUUUAAGAGCUCUAUUGGAAGCCUCUUUAAGAUCUCAUUAUACAACACUGACAAAGGGAGAGAUCUUGAAAGUUCAACAAGGGAACAAGGAGUUUGAGUUCUUGGUAGGGGAUUUGAAACCUGAACAUUCUGCAGGACAAGCUGUUUGUAUCACCGAUACAGAUUUGGAAGUCGAUAUUGAGCCAUUGGAGACAGAUAUGCAACAGCAACAUCAACAUCAACAGCAGCAGAAUUCUGUGAUACAAAAUGGGAAAAUAACUCAGACGAAUGGGAUGUCAACAAGUUUGUCCCACAUGAUGAAUUCAAGUAGGGAUCGAUCUUUAAAGAUCGGUUUUGAAAGUCAUGGAGAAGUAGUCGUGGAUAGUUACCAAUGUUGGUCGAUUGAUAUUCCGAACCGUAACUCUGGUAUCCAGAUCACAGUAAAUGUAGUACCGCCAACAACAACAGCAGUGUCAGUAGAUACAGAGGAUUUAGAUGUGGUGGUUUCAACAAAAGCACCCGUGUCUCUAGAGGACCACAUCUGGGCCAAUUUUGAAUCAUUGAAUCCACGAGUCAUCACCAUCCCUGCUAGCGAUCAAGAAUACUCGAGGAAGCAAGAAGACGGAUCACAACUUAUACACAUUGGUCUUUAUGGGCGAGCCUCUUCUACUUCUUCUUUGACUUCAGAAGCAUCUUCUAGCUCAGCAAUGGCAACGGCAGAAACAGUAAAAGGAAUUGUUCGCUAUAGUAUUGUAGUACGGUAUUAUGAUGGUGAAUCUUUAUCAGCGUCGUCGUCCUCAGGAGCAACAACAAAUGUACAACAACAGCAAGAGAUCCCCAAUAAGGAUGCGCCAGGGUACCAAGAAUGUACCAACUGUGGAUCAUGGAUUCCAGAACGGACAAUAAUGUUGCACACCAACUUUUGCCUUCGUAACAAUGCUAAAUGUGAUCGAUGUGGCCAGGUCAUGAAGAAGGAUGAACUUCCCAAUCAUUUUCACUGUGAUCAUUGUGAUAAGGGCUCUUUAGCGUCUAAUGCUCGAGAUAUGAUCCGAGGUCUACACUCUCAUGAAUCCUAUUGUGGAGAUCGAACGAUUCAAUGUCAAAAAUGUUCAGCCAUGGUCUCUCUCAAGGAUGUUCAAGUCCAUGCUCAAAAUCAUGAAUUCCAACGACAGAACCAACCAGCUCCUCAGCUGUGCUCCAAUCAAAAUUGUCUUCGCAUCAAAUCUUCUGGCGGUGGUAAUGCUGGUGCCGGUACUGCCAGUGGUGGUAGCAACAAUAUCUUGGGUCUCUGCCAACUGUGUUUUGGGCCCUUCUGGAUCCCGACCGAAGAUCCCAAGAAUCAAAAACUGGUUCAAAGGCUUGCUAGAAAAUAUCAUUCACAAUUGAUGACUGGUUGUGGGAACUCGUGGUGUCGGAAUGAAUACUGUGCAAGUUUUAGAGGUCAAGGAUUAGAUGCGACCACGGCAGCGACUGAAUUGAUGGGGAUCUUGAAAGAGGCUAAAGUGGGUGCUUCUACUACAAGUUAUAUUCAAGGUGGCAAGACUUGGUUAUGUGUGGAUGAGGGUGCGACUCGGAAAAAAGUCAUGGCAGAGUUGUUACAUCAGGAUCUGCAAGCCAAAUAUUCGAUUGAAUGGUGUAUCAAAGCACUCGAGAUGGAGAAAUCAGAUCUGGAAGCUGCUUCACAAUGGCUGAACCUCCAUGCACCAAGAAAACAAAAAUAA
Lobosporangium transversale is the source of this 2157-nucleotide messenger RNA. Its product is annotated as ubiquitin fusion degradation protein UFD1-domain-containing protein. Gene Ontology annotation, molecular function: polyubiquitin modification-dependent protein binding. The record is from RefSeq and is a predicted model, not a curated record. Gene Ontology annotation, cellular component: VCP-NPL4-UFD1 AAA ATPase complex. Lineage: Eukaryota; Fungi; Mortierellomycota; Mortierellomycetes; Mortierellales; Mortierellaceae. The coding region runs from base 1 to 2157 and encodes 718 amino acids. The transcript has 2 exons.